GUCACGAUUCAGGAAAUAGAAAGUAAGAUCGGCAGCAUCACAGGGCUGGAAGAAGAAGCGCAGUCUUUUGCCCAGUUUAUUACCACUGGAGAAUCAGCCCGCAUCAAGGCCAAGUUGACACAACUAAGAAGAUACUGGGAAGAACUUCGAGAGCACGCACAGGGUCUGGAAGGAACAAUCCUGGGACAGGUCUCUCAGCAGCAAAAGUUUGAAGAGAAUCUUAGAAAGGCCCAGCAGUCUGUGUCUGAAUUUGAAGAUAAACUUGCUGAUCCAAUUAAAACAUGUUCUUCAGCUACAGAAACAUACAAAGCUCUCCAAGAACAUAUGGAUCUCUGCCAGGCCCUGGAGUCCCUGAGCAGUGCCUUGGCCGCUCUCUCUGCUGGUGCCCAGAAGGUCGUGAGCAGAGGCUGCUCCGUCCAGGAGGCCGCGUCCCUGCAGCAGAGAUACCAGGGGCUGCUGAGUCGGGCGAAGGAGAGACAGACGGCGCUGGAGAACCUGCUGGCCCACUGGCAGCGGCUGGAGAAAGAGCUGUCGACCUUUCUGACCUGGCUGGAGCGCUGCGAAGCCAUAGCCGGCUCCCCGGAAGUGGACGUCACUGCAGACAGGGUCAAAGUGGAGAGCGAACUUCAAUUGACACAGGCACUGCAAAGUGAAGUUGUUUCCCAGGCCUCCAAUUACAGCAACCUUGUGCAACUGAAGGAAUCACUGUUCUCAGUGGCCUCCAAAGAUGAUGUGAAAAUGAUGAAACUACAUUUGGAGCAGUUGGAUGAGAGAUGGAGAGUUUUGCCACAGAUACUUAGCAAAAGGCUUCACUUCCUGCAGUCUGUGGUCGCUGAGCACCAGCAGUUUGAUGAAUUGCUGCUUUCCUUCUCCGUCUGGAUUAAGCAGUUUCUCGGUGAAUUACAAGCCACGUCUGAGAUCAGCUUAAUGGACCAUCAGGCAGCUGCAACCCGGCACAAGGACCACGCAGCAGAAGUCGAAAGCAAAAGGGGGGAACUGCAAAGUCUGCAGGGGCACCUCGCGAAGCUGGGCGCUCUGGGUCGAGCCGAGGACCUUCACGUCCUGCAGGGCAAAGCAGAGGACUGCUUCCAGCUGUUCGAGGAGGCCGGCCAGGUGGUGGAGAGGCGGCAGCUGGCCCUGGCCCAGUUGGCUGGGUUCCUGCAGAGCCACACCUCUCUGUCAGAGGCGCUCCACCGGCUGAGGCAGACGGUGGAAGCAACCAACAGUAUGAAUAAGAAGCAGACUGACUUAUUAGAAAAGGACCUACAUGAUGCUAUUCAAGACGUGAAGACGUUAGAAUCUACUGCCAUCGGUCUGGACGGCAUUCUCACCAAAGCCCAAUACCAUCUUAAAUGUGGAAGCUCUGGGCAAAGGACUUCCUGCAGAACCUCAGCUGAUCACCUCUGCUUGGAGUUAGAGAGGAUCCAGAACCUUCUGGGAACCAAGCAGAGUGAGGCAGACGCCCUGGCAUCAUUGAAGAAAGCAUUCCAAGACCAGAGAGAGGAGUUGCUGAAAAGCAUCGAGGACAUCGAAGAGAGGGCUGACAAAGAGCGUCUGAAAGAACCCACCCGCCAAGCGCUCCAACAGAGGUUGAGAGUCUUCAAUCAGUUAGAAGAUGAACUGAAUUCUCAUGAGCAUGAGCUAUGUUGGUUGAAAGACAAAGCUAAGCAAAUUGCUCAGAAAGAUGUAGCCUUUGCACCUAAAGUUGAUACAGAGAUAAAUCGCUUAGAGGUCACCUGGGAUGAUACCAAAAAGCUAAUUCAUGAAAACCAGGGCCAAUGCUGUGGGCUUAUUGACUUAAUGAGAGAUUAUCAGAACUUGAAGUCAGCUGUAUCUAAAGUUCUAGAACAUGCCAGCAGUGUGAUUGCAACCAGAACUACUAUAAAGGAUGAGGAGGAUCUUAAAUGGGCCUUAUCCAAGCAUGAAACUGCCAGGAACGAAAUGUGUAAGGAGCACAAAGAAUUGGAUGACUUUACCAGUAAAGGAAAGCAGUUGUUAUCUGAGCUGAAAAAAAUUCACAGUAGUGAUUUCAUCUUGGUGAAAACAGACAUGGAGAGCACUAUGGACAGAUGGCUGGAUGUGUCAGAGAGAAUCGAGGAAAACAUGGAUCGGCUGAGGGUAAGCCUGUCCCUCUGGGCUGAUAUUCUCUCGAAUAAGGACGAGAUCGAAGGCUGGUCGAACAGUUCUGUCCCUCAGCUGGCCGAGAGCAUCAGCAACCUGAACAACAGCCUCAGAACAGAGGAGUUCCUGAAGGAGUUCGAGUCUGAAGUUAGAAACAACGCAUUGAAACUGGAAGACCUUCAUGCUAAAGUGAAUGACCUAAAAGAAUUAACGAAAAAUCCAGAAACUCCAUCAGACCUUCAGUUUAUAGAAGCGGACCUAAGGCAGAAACUGGAGCACGCCAAAGAAAUUACCGAAGACGCAAAAGGGACCUUGAAAGAUUUCAGGGCUCAGAGCACACAAGUGGAGAAAUUUAUUAACGACAUAACAACCUGGCUGGCGAAACUAGAAGAGUCCCUGGUGAACUGCGCCCAAACUGAGACUUGUGAAGGACUGAAGAAAGUAAAGGAAAUGCAGAAAGAACUUCAAAGUCAGCAAAGCAGCAUCAGCUCCACCCAAGAAAACCUCAAUAGCUUGUGCCGCAAGUACCAUUCGGCGGAGCUGGAGCGCCUGGGCGGGGCAAUGACGGGCCUGACCAAGAAGCACGAAGCCGCCAGCCAGCUGUGCUCCAGGACACAGGCCAGCCUCCAGGAUUCUCUGGAGAAACACUUCCAUGAGUCCAUGAAGGAGUUCCAAGAAUGGUUUUCUGGAAUAAAAGCAGCAGCAAAAAAAUCAUCAGACAGAACUGGUGACAGCAAAGUUCUAGAGGCGAAGCUUCGCGACCUUCAGACCAUUUUGGACUCGGUCGGUGAUGGGCAGCGCAAGCUUGAUGCCGUGACUCAGGAAGGACAAACGUUGUAUGCACAUUUGCCUAAACAAAUGGUCAGUAGCAUUCAGGAGCAGAUUACCAAGGCAAACGAGGAAUUUCAAGCAUUUCUGAGACAAUGCCUCAAAGACAAGCAGGCUCUUCAAGACUGCGCUCUGGAACUUGGGAGCUUUGAGGACCAGCACAGAAAACUGAAUUUAUGGAUCCAGGAAAUGAAUGAGAGGUUAAGCUCAGAAAACUCAGGAGAGAGUAAACAGCACAUUCCUGAGAAGAAAAACGAAGUUCAUAGGAUUGAAAUGUUUCUGGGUGAACUCCUGGCUGCCAGAGAGUCUCUGGACAAGCUCUCGCAGCGCGGGCAGCUGCUCAGCGAGGAAGGCCACGGCGCCGGGAAGGAAGGGCGCCUGUGCUCCCAGCUGCUCACCAGCUACCAGGGCCUGGUCAGGAUGACCAAGGAGAAGCUGCGCCGCUGCCAGGCGGCCCUGCAGGAGCACGAGGCCCUGGAGGAGGCCCUGCAGAGCAUGUGGGCCUGGGUGAAGGGCGUGCAGGACAAGCUGGCCUGCGCAGACAGCACCGUGGGAAGCAAGGACACCCUGGAAAAACGGCUGUUACAGAUACAGGUACACCCCUGUGCCCCAGGACUGAUGCGAUUAGACCAGGGCACUUUAGAGGCUGUGAUUAGCCAAUGGAAUGACUACCUGGAAUGGAAAAACCAGUUGGAGCAGUGGAUGGAAUCCGUGGACCAAAAAGUGGAGCAUCCCUUGAAACCGCAGCCAGGUCUGAAAGAGAAGUUUUGCCUUCUGGACCACUUCCAGUGCAUCGUCUCGGAGGGGGAGGAUCACGCCGCAGCCCUGCACCGCCUCACUGCCAGGUCCAGGGAGCUCUACCAGAAGACGGAGGAUGCGUCUUUCACGGAGACGGCUCAAGAGGAGCUGAAAACACAGUUUAAUGAUAUAAUGACCGUUGCCAAGGAGAAAAUGCGGAGCGCGGAGGAGAUGGUGAAGGACCACCUCCUGUAUGUGGACGCCGUGCAGGAGUUCACAGACUGGCUCCACUCGGCCAAGGAGGAGCUUCACCGCUGGUCGGACCCAUCUGGAGACUCGUCCGCCACCCAGAAAAAGUUGUCCAAAAUUAAGGUCAGAAAGUGGACCGAUACCGCCGUUUCGGAUUCCACAGCUUCUUUUGCCAGAAGCCCUGGUGCUCAGGAUGGGAAUUCUCUGCUGUGA
Myotis lucifugus (little brown bat) is the source of this 4149-nucleotide messenger RNA. Its product is annotated as nesprin-1-like. The annotation marks the transcript as partial. The record is from RefSeq and is a predicted model, not a curated record. Gene Ontology annotation, molecular function: protein binding. NCBI's taxonomy places the organism in Eukaryota, Metazoa, Chordata, Mammalia, Chiroptera, Vespertilionidae. The transcript is spliced from 21 exons.